Molecule: messenger RNA, 610 nt
Organism: Drosophila biarmipes
Lineage: Eukaryota; Metazoa; Arthropoda; Insecta; Diptera; Drosophilidae
Exons: 2
Coding region: 63-386 (107 amino acids)
Source: RefSeq, a predicted model, not a curated record
CAAAACAGUAGUCCAAUUUUUAUCAAUCCCAAAACGUGGCGCUGAAAUUAAAGUAUUUUAAAAUGGAGCAACCAGGCGAAGAUAUCAUAAAAGUUCUUGAAGGCGAGGCUAAGAUGUUGCGUACUGAACUAGCAUUACAAAAUGCCGGAGUCGAAAAUAGUAGGCUCAAACUGGAGGUCUCGAGGCUAGAAGAGAUCCUGGAGAAGCAAACUAAGGUCCUGCAGAAGGCCGAGGACAACAGAAAGGAGGCUAAGCUGAUGUUCUCAACGCUGUUCGGAUUAAAUAGUGAUCUUGGGACUAACCCAACAGAUGCAUCAGAUCCAUUGAACAGUGAGACACCAUCAAAGAGUCCAUAUGGAGAGGGAAAGAAGGAGUUUUCCCAGUAAUACGCCUGCAAAACAGGACACCUUUAUAUAUAAGUCUGAUCAAUAUAUUCCAUAAUUCCAUAAUUUCCCCCAAUACACUAACAUUUCACAUUGAAGUUUUCGAAAUAUUUUCGAUAUUGGCUUUAUAAAAUGUUUAUUCAUCUAAAUUGAAGACAUACAUAAUAUUUGUAAAACUUUGUUCAAAAUAAUCUGUGUAACUAAUAAAUCACUUAACUUAAGUUCAA